AUGGGACGCCCACUGACGCCCCUUUCUCAGCCUUGCAGCUCGGAAGAGACAAGAGCAGGAUCCUUGUCUUCCGGUCAGCCUAAAGGCUUCGGGGCUGCAUAUGUCUAUAAUACCCUGCAGCAGUGUAUUUCGGUCGACUUGCAAGGCUGGCCCCUUGAUCUUUCUCAAGCCUAUCCAACUCGCUCGCGGCCAUCUCGAUGUCAUGUCAAGUCUACCAACAAUCUUGCGGAACAGAUUAAGCGGAAAAUCUACCAUGGCUUCGUUAUCGCCUACUCACCUUCUGGUGUCUCCCAGAUCAUUGCACGAUCCAUAGUGCAAACCUCUCCAGAAGAACAAAAGGAAAUCCUCGAUCGCUUUGUAGACAUGAAGCAACGAGAACUGGCAACUGUCAUUGUAUCAUGCGCGCUUGUCACGUCGCUCGUCGCAACGCUCAUGUCGUGGUCUUGGUUUCCUGUGCCGGCCUUCACCGCGAAGAUUGCUGCUCUCUGCGCACUGAUCCACUCGCUGGUAGCCAUCGGCAUCGCAUCGCAGCAACUCAUCGCUUUGACUCGCGCACACAUCCAUCCUCACCGUACUCAAAUCAUGCAGUACAUUCUCUUCGGCUCAGUUGCCAGUCCGAGCUCGAGCCCGCACCUGCAGUCGCCUUUGACUGAUACGCAGAUCGAUACGGGAAGUGCAUGGCGCCACUUUUCCUGGCAGAUACCUACCAUGCUGCUCGGAAACAGCAUCCUAUUCACGUUGGUCGCGCUGGGGAUUGCGGUGUUUGAUGAAGGGAGAAAGGCUGCGGUCUGGCGCACUCCAGAGAUGGUCACAGCAAUCUGUAUUGCAGUAUCGUUGAUGUUCAGUGUGAGCUGCUACUUCAUCUCGUGGUUCAAUAUCGAGUGGCAGAUGCAGGAGGCGAUUGCCAAGGACUUUUAG
Molecule: messenger RNA, 918 nt
Organism: Exserohilum turcica Et28A
Lineage: Eukaryota; Fungi; Ascomycota; Dothideomycetes; Pleosporales; Pleosporaceae
Exons: 3
Coding region: 1-918 (305 amino acids)
Source: RefSeq, a predicted model, not a curated record